This is a messenger RNA of Patiria miniata (bat star), 1242 nucleotides long. Its product is annotated as putative hydro-lyase YcsI. The record is from RefSeq and is a predicted model, not a curated record. Lineage: Eukaryota; Metazoa; Echinodermata; Asteroidea; Valvatida; Asterinidae. Gene Ontology annotation, molecular function: D-glutamate cyclase activity. Gene Ontology annotation, biological process: glutamate metabolic process.
AUGGCGCGUCACUCAGCAUCUGACGAAAGCAUUAGACAUGCGGUCCCUAGCAGAGAAGAUCUUGCCCAGGCUGAGCCUGAAGUAGCUCGGAAACUCUUUCGAUCAGGAAAAUUCUUCAAGGAGAGUACCUCGGGAAUGUGCCAAGGUCGAGUACAGACCAAUUUGCUAGCACUGGACAAGUUACUGGCUGAGGACUUUGCCAAGUUCUGUGCUGCCAACUCGGGUCCCCUGCCUGUCCUAUUUCAGUCCGAGGUCGGCCAGUUCACUGCUCCAGGUCUAACUCAAACUGAUUCCGAUGUCAGAACAGAUCUGCCAGCCUACAACAUCAUUGAAAAUGGGGAGGUUACCCACACCGUCAAGAACAUCAUGGGUUUCAAGGAGUUCCUUCGGGACUACGUCUUCUUCUAUCAAGGUUGCAGCUUCACAUUUGACCAAUCUUUUCUGGCUGCAGGCGUGCCCCUGAGAAAUCUGGAACACAAUACCCGUAUCAGUGUAUUCACGACCAGUGUAAAGUGCCAUCCAGUCGGGCCAUUCAAAUGCCAGAUGGACGUGUCUAUGAGACCAAUCCCACGUGAUCUGGUGGAGACGGCCUUCAAAGUGACCCUCCCUUUGACCAAUUACCACGGGGCUCCUGUGCAUAUCGGUGAUCCGGCACUGAUUGGGGUACCAGACGUAAACAAGCCUGACUACCUGGAUCCUACGAUUUUUGAGGAAGGAGACAUCCCUGUCUUUUGGGCCUGUGGCGUUACUGUAGUGGAAGCUGUCAAGGCUGCCAAGCCUUCUCUAGCAUUCAGCCAUUUCCCAGGGAACAUGUACAUUGCAGACGCACCUUUUCAGAGCCAAGACGACUCCCCAGCUGACGUUAAAGUAGUCACUCUCUGCGAAAUGCCUUACUGGGCCAGUGUGACAUCCGAGGCUGUCGUGAAACAAAUCAAGCAGCUGGAGGGCUUCAUUGCUGAGGACUUAGGUAAGAGGCAAAUUGGCACUGUUGUCCCCGACGAUCUCCUGAAGUCCGUCCUGGCCCUGUCCCAUGCUUCAUCGGUUGCCUUGACCACCGGCUUCCCUUGCUUUGUGAAUAACAAGAACCCCUAUGAGGAUGACGGGCCGCCUGGUGCCGUUGCCAUAGCGAUGAUGCUGCAAGCACUCGGCAAGAAGGUUGACCUGCUGGUGGAUAAGACGCUGUACGAACCCCUGACCAGGGUACUGGAAGCCUUAGUGGAACAAAGUAAGUGCACAUGGUAG